AGCAGACCCACGAGCACAUGAUUUAUCACGUGAUCAGCCGUUGCUCUAUAUAGCCCUCAGCGUGCUUGUCUCCUCUUGUUUAUUUCCGCCCAGUGGAAGUUUUGGGGAGCGAGACACACGUUUCUAAGUGAGUACAACUGCCAGCAGACAAACGACAGAAUGUGGCGGCUGGGUUUCCUGUGUGUGAUCUCGGCCCUUUCGGUUAGCUGGGCUCGACCUCGCCUCGCUCCCCUGUCCCAUGAGAUGGUCAACUUCAUCAAUAAAGCAAACACUACUUGGAUGGCUGGACACAACUUCCGUGAUGUUGACUACAGCUAUGUGAAGAGGUUGUGUGGGACUUUUCUGAAAGGACCUAAACUCCCUGUCAUGGUACAGUAUGCUGAUGACCUCAAGCUCCCCAAAAACUUUGAUGCCAGAGAGCAGUGGCCCAACUGCCCUACUCUUAAAGAGAUCAGAGACCAGGGCUCUUGUGGUUCAUGCUGGGCAUUUGGGGCUGCCGAAGCCAUCUCUGACAGAGUAUGUAUCCACAGCAAUGCCAAAGUGAGUGUGGAGAUCUCUUCUCAGGACCUGCUUACCUGUUGUGACAGCUGUGGCAUGGGAUGUAAUGGUGGAUACCCUUCUGCUGCUUGGCAAUUCUGGAACACUGAUGGUCUGGUCAGCGGUGGACUCUAUAACUCCCAUGUUGGCUGUCGUCCAUACACCAUUGAACCCUGUGAGCAUCAUGUGAACGGCAGUCGCCCUCCUUGCACCGGAGAGGGUGGUGACACUCCCAACUGCGACAUGUCCUGUGAACCUGGCUACAGCCCUUCUUACAAGGCGGACAAACACUUUGGAAAGACAUCCUAUAGUGUCCCUUCUAAUCAGAAUGAAAUUAUGCAAGAACUCUUCAAGAAUGGCCCAGUAGAGGGAGCCUUCACUGUGUAUGAGGACUUCCUGCUGUAUAAAUCUGGUGUGUAUCAGCACAUUAGUGGAUCUGCAUUAGGUGGUCAUGCCAUUAAGAUCCUGGGCUGGGGAGAGGAGAAUGGCGUCCCCUACUGGCUUGCUGCUAACUCUUGGAACACUGACUGGGGUGAUAAUGGAUAUUUCAAGAUUCUCCGAGGUGAGGACCACUGUGGCAUUGAAUCUGAAAUUGUAGCUGGAAUCCCAAUGUAGCCACAAGAUGGCAUGAAGAGAGCUGAAAUGAGCACACUGUUCAGAAUGAAUGUCUUCAGCUUGAGCUGACCACCAUCCUCUGUGGCCAUGAUGCGUUGAGUAUUGUUAAUCAAUGAUUGAGUUUUAUUAAGAGUCUUUUUAGACCGGGACUCCUGAUCAGGGUUUUAGUAUGGGUUUUUUUUUUUUUCCUUGCACCAUGAAAUGUGCAGUCCGGGUCAUUGGAGUCAGUUUUAGACCACUGUCUAAAGUUUUAGCACAACUUGAUGCCUCAGCCACAUUUUUUCCUGUAUGUUUGACUUUUUAAUUUGCUUGGGUUGAAUGAUUUUUACUUUUUGUUAAUGGAUUGUCUAAAGUGUAAUAAAUAUUAAAACCAAA
Megalobrama amblycephala (Wuchang bream) is the source of this 1527-nucleotide messenger RNA. It is a transcript of the gene ctsba, whose product is annotated as cathepsin Ba. NCBI's taxonomy places the organism in Eukaryota, Metazoa, Chordata, Actinopteri, Cypriniformes, Xenocyprididae. Gene Ontology annotation, biological process: regulation of catalytic activity. Gene Ontology annotation, molecular function: cysteine-type endopeptidase activity. The record is from RefSeq and is a predicted model, not a curated record. Gene Ontology annotation, cellular component: lysosome. The transcript has 10 exons. The coding region runs from base 160 to 1152 and encodes 330 amino acids.